UGGCCAGAGUUAUCGGUACUAGUGCCAUCCCUAAGAAGACGCAUUUUUUAUCAAUAUUAUUGUAAAUUUUAGAAAACCUGAAUAAAAACUUGUUUGAAGAGAAGUUUUAAGCCAGGCCCCUAAUUAGCCAUGUCUAUAGAAAUCGAAUCAGCCGAUGUGAUCCGGCUUAUCCAGCAGUAUCUCAAGGAGUCCAACCUUAUGAAGACCCUGCAGACGUUACAGGAGGAAACGGGUGUCUCUCUAAACACAGUGGACAGCGUGGAUGGCUUUGUCCAGGACAUCUCCAAUGGUCAUUGGGACACUGUGUUAAAAGUUACGCAAUCCCUCAAACUACCGGAUAAAAAGCUGCUCAAUCUCUACGAACAAAUCGUACUGGAGCUGAUUGAACUGCGGGAAUUGGGCGCAGCCAGAUCCCUCCUCCGCCAAACGGAUCCCAUGAGCAUGUUGAAGCAGCAGGAACCAGAGCGAUACAUUCAUUUGGAAAAUAUGCUUCAGCGCGCCUAUUUCGACCCCAGGGAAGCCUAUGCGGAGGGCAGCAGCAAGGAAAAGCGGCGCACGGCCAUUUCCCAGGAGCUAAGUGGCGAGGUGCAUGUGGUACCCUCCUCCAGGCUCUUAGCUCUUCUGGGGCAGGCUCUAAAAUGGCAGCAGCAUCAGGGACUCCUGCCGCCCGGCACCACCAUUGAUUUGUUCCGAGGUAAGGCGGCCAUGAAGGAUCAGGAAGAGGAAAUGUAUCCCACCCAGCUGUUCCGGCAAAUCAAAUUCGGUCAGAAGUCGCACGUUGAGUGCGCCCAGUUUUCGCCGGAUGGUCAGUACCUGAUCACAGGUAGUGUAGACGGCUUUCUCGAAGUGUGGAACUUCACCACCGGCAAGGUGAGAAAGGAUUUGAAGUACCAGGCGCAGGACCAGUUCAUGAUGAUGGAGCAGGCUGUGCUGGCACUAAACUUUUCACGUGACUCCGAGAUGGUUGCCUCCGGCGCCCAGGAUGGCCAGAUCAAGGUGUGGCGCAUCAUCACCGGCCAGUGUCUGCGGAAAUUCGAAAAGGCCCACACCAAGGGAAUCACUUGCCUGCAGUUCUCGCGCGAUAACAGCCAGGUGCUCAGUGCUUCCUUCGACUAUACGGUGCGACUGCAUGGCCUGAAGUCCGGAAAGAUGCUGAAGGAGUUUAAGGGUCAUUCGUCCUUUGUGAACGAAGCCACCUUCACGCCCGAUGGCCACAGCGUGCUCAGCGCUUCCUCCGAUGGAACAGUGAAGGUGUGGUCCCUGAAAACUACCGAGUGCGUGGCCACGUACAAGCCCCUGGGCAACGAGUUGGCCGUCAAUACCGUCCUCAUCCUGCCCAAGAAUCCCGAGCACUUUAUCGUCUGCAAUCGGUCCAAUACGGUGGUCAUCAUGAACAUGCAGGGCCAGAUUGUGCGAUCCUUCUCGUCCGGUAAGCGCGAGGGUGGAGCCUUCAUCUCAGCCACUCUUUCGCCUCGAGGCGAGUUCAUCUACUGCGCUGGAGAGGAUCAAGUACUCUACUGUUUCUCCGUCUCAUCCGGCAAACUGGAACGUACUCUAAAUGUUCAUGAAAAGGACGUCAUUGGCCUGACCCAUCAUCCGCAUCAGAAUCUGUUGGCCAGCUACAGUGAGGACGGCCUGCUGAAGCUUUGGAAGCCGUAGAUCAUAUAAGCAAUUGACUUUCACACCUAGUUUUAGUUGGUACCCUAAGAUGAGCUACCUAAAUAUACCUAAUGCCCCCAAAGCA
Messenger RNA from Drosophila elegans, 1744 nucleotides. RefSeq names its product WD40 repeat-containing protein SMU1 (gene Smu1). The coding region runs from base 130 to 1659 and encodes 509 amino acids. NCBI's taxonomy places the organism in Eukaryota, Metazoa, Arthropoda, Insecta, Diptera, Drosophilidae. Gene Ontology annotation, molecular function: protein binding. Gene Ontology annotation, biological process: mRNA splicing, via spliceosome. The transcript has 5 exons. Gene Ontology annotation, cellular component: precatalytic spliceosome. The record is from RefSeq and is a predicted model, not a curated record.